Parasteatoda tepidariorum (common house spider) is the source of this 4578-nucleotide messenger RNA. RefSeq lists its product as uncharacterized. NCBI's taxonomy places the organism in Eukaryota, Metazoa, Arthropoda, Arachnida, Araneae, Theridiidae. Gene Ontology annotation, cellular component: cell cortex. The record is from RefSeq and is a predicted model, not a curated record. Gene Ontology annotation, biological process: imaginal disc-derived wing hair organization.
AUUUGCAAUUAUUGCUAAACAUUCAGUUUUAAAAUCUGUUUGUGAAAAACAAAAAAAUAUUGAUUUAAUAUCACUUCUUACAAACGUAACUAAUUAUAUCCCUUCUCACUUUCACUGCGUAUCUUUACCUUUUUCUUAGAAAUGUAUCUUAACGUUCACUUAAUAGCUAACAUUUUUAAAAACUACUUUGUCUUUGUUAGCAAUGUCACUAUUUUUUAUAAAUCUAACUAAAAACAGAAAUAUAUGAUGAAACUCCUUUACUAAUUCCUUCUUACAAUGAAGAUACGUUUAUUGGCAUUCGUAUGUCUUUUUCUAUCAUUCCAUUUUUCUCUGCAUUCUUAAUAAUGGUAAAAAUUAAACUAAAAACCUCCGUAAUUCUGUGCUUUUUAACUUUUCAUUCAUUUACCAAUUCAGAAAAAUUAGGACAAAUUACGCGUGAUUAUUUUGGUGAUAUAUUUUCAAUCAAAAAUUGUGAUCCAACUUCAUCAUUUUGCAUUUACAAUGGGCGUCGAGCAGCUCAAAUUCCUGGUUUGGACUGUUCGUGUCAAUGUAGCCGAAGUCACUACGUGUUUCGUGAAGAUUUAAUGACGUGCAUCAAAGAUAUUGAAGAAUGUCCAGUGGCAAUGUUUGUCAGACCAUUUUCCGUGGAAAAGAUGCCACUAGUAUUUUUACCGAUGUCUGGCCAGCUGGUAUACCCUUCAGCUCAUUUGACAAUAAAGUCUGAUGGAAUAUCAAAUAAACAGUUCCUUUGCAACGUUAAAGCUUCCUUAUUGAUGACUACAAAUGGAUGGGAGGAGAUACGGACAUCUUCAAACAUAUUUGGUGUUUACAUUGAUGGGAAUAAAACAUUCCUGCAGUGGCUUGGCGAUGAUGACGAACGGCGAAAACUUGAACAUCAUUUGGUUUUAAUUCGAAUGGUUUGUGAGAGUGAGACUACAAAUGGAACUCUGUUUUAUAUCGAACCUUGUGUGGCAUUACGGAUUGGUUGGGCACCUGGUUUGGAUCCAGAAAAAGAGCAAGGAUCAAACAAGAAUAACUACAUCAUUAUCGCAGUGGCAAUAGGAAUUUUGGGUCUUAUAUAUGUUGGAGCUGUUUUAAUUUACAUGAAAAGCAGGAAAAAUAGAAGACUGCAUGAAUCAUCAAGACAAGGCUUGUCUCGUAGCUCUAUUGAAGUUACAGACGAAGAGUUAAAUUCAGCAGAGCUUAGAAAUGCCUAUAUUAAUAAUUUGGUGCAAGAAGCUGAAUUAACAACAAAGAGUUCAAAAUGUGGAUUGAAGGGUUCUCGGCGCACAUUGGAUGACCAGGAUGUAAAUUGCUUGGAAAUACAUUCUCAUCAAUCAGAUUCCUCGUCAUGUGGCAAAUUCAAUGGCAAAAAAAGAAGUAGUAAAAAUUCUACCAACGAUUACUCAGAGGGAACGUUAAAUACAGAAGAAACACUGCCUCAGUCCCCAUCAAAUGAUUUUUUUGUUAGAAUUCGUGGCAUGAUUGCAGCUGCAAAAAACCGGCUAAACAAUUUCCGGUACAGACCAACUCUUCUUGUAAUUCCUGAAGACGAUGAAGAACAUGGUAUCCGAACAUGGGUAUCCGAUGUGUGUGAUGUAGGUAAAAGAAAAUCUUCGUUCAAAAAGUUUUCUCGCAAAGGCAGCACACCAGCUAUGACAAAAAAAUUUGAAUCAAUCCAUGGCUCAAAUCUAGGUGCUGCUAUGCUAGAAGCUAAAUUAGCUCCUCCUUUACCUCCUCCUCGUAAUGUUAAACAAAGAAGAAAACGAGCUCCAUCACCACCUGGAGAAAAGUUAAAUUAUCCAGAUCAAAUGAGAGAGUCACCUUCACCUGUUAGUUUAAAUGAUUUGCAUGACAGUCUAAGAAAAACGCGUAAAUCAAAUUCUACAGGUAAUUCAAAAUCGGAAAACUAUUCAAAAUUUGACCUAUUUCGUCUGGAUUUAUAUGACAAAAUAAAUAGAAUGAGGGAAGGAAGUUCAGCUCUCUCUGAAAAUGAUAUAGCUGUUUUGGAAAUGUCUGACAGGAAAAAAACUAAAGAUGAUAUGUGCUUAGCAACAAAUUGCUCUGAAAUUGAGAAAGGUGGCUUAUUAAAUAACUAUUGCUUAAAUUCUACAUCCAGAGAAUCUGAUGAAAAGAUAUCACGUCGUCAGCUUCUUCAUAAACUGCAUGAAACAGAGGAAUCGGAAAAAAUUCAAUACUCUGAAAUCUUAACAAAAUCAAAAAGAAAAAGGAACAAAACAGAAAAUGAAAAUAUUUCUGAAGAAAUUAAAGAAGAUGUUAAAUCUGGCAAAAGUGCAGAUGAAAGCGAAGAAGAUAUUACAGAGUCCAGUGCAAGACCUGGAACUGCAAUGAGUAAUUCUUCAAGCAGUCAACCAUCAACAAUGAAAGAAAAACACAUAGCAAACGGGGAUGCUAGAGGAAUAAAUGAUGGAGACUCAACUGACUGUUCAGAAACUUCAGAGGACUCUUUAUCAGGAGAUUCUCUAAAUUCAAGUUUCAGAAAACCAGGAAAAGCCCCGUCAUUAAAAUCCAAAACUUCUGGUAAAAGUUCAGAAAAUUUGUCAGUAAUCUCUGGCUCUAGCGUCGUAACAUCCUCCAGUGUUCUGAAAGAAGUUGACUAUUGUGAAAACACGGGUGAUGAAGAAACAGAUGACGAUAGUCGAUUAAGUACCGAUUUGGAUAUGUAUAACUUAGGCGAGGAUAGUGAGCAUCCUUCUCUUGAGGAAUAUUUACAACUAUCCACACAAGUUGCAAAAAAAUUAUCAGAAAGAACAGUUCCUAAUUUUAGUACUGAUUUACCAAAGGAGAAAAAUAUGAUUCGGGAAUUUUUCUUUAAGGAAUUCAAAUCAAAUUUUGGCAAAUCUAAAAGUGAAAACGCAAAAACUAGCCCAACUUUGAAAAAUAACGAUAACUGGACUUUACAGCCACAAAAAACUAAAAAAAAUGUUUCAAAAAACAUUUUUAAACGUCAUUUAUUAAAAGGACGAAAAAAUGAAGAACUACUUGUAACGGAAGAAAGUAGCAAAAACCAUUGUUAUGAUAAUCACGGUGUCAUUAGUGAAACAGAUGAUACUAGAUCGUCUACUCCCUCUUCAACAAAUGGAAAAAAGGGUAAACAAAAAUUUAGAAAUAAGACACCUGAAAUAGUGCCUGCCUCUAAAGUUGUUGAUGGAGCUGAGAAAACCAUCAUUUCCAUAUCAAAUGGAUCUUGUGAAACAGUCAGGGAAACAAAAAGGUGUUCUCCUUCACCAAACUCUAUAUCUAUUCCCAGGGUUGGAAAAGCAGUUUCUCUUCCUAAACAAAGAAUAUCUCACAUCCAUGAAGAUCCUGAUGACAUUUCUACUAGUAAUUACAAUGAAAAUGAAUGUGAUAGGUUUGUAGAGACACCAUCUAUCGAGUCAGAUUCUAUAUCAGUUGCCAAUUCAGACAUGACUGAAGAUUCCUUAAAUACACCUGUCCCACCACAUGGAUGCGGAGAAGAAAACCGUGAGGAUAUUAGUGAAGAUGAAAAUGAAUCGACAAUCGACAAGUGUUUAGCUCAGUUAGCAGACUCUGUCAUACAGCCGACUGAUGAUUGCUCACUAAAUAGGUAUUUAAGUCACUUGGGCAAUGUUCUUGCAACCAGAGAUGAUAGCGAAUUCGAGUUGUGCUUGAGUAAACUCGCAAAUAGUAUGUCAAGGAACCGUGCCACUAAAGGAUUCAACCUUACUCAGCAUUUGCCAUUAUGUUCAUUUGAGCAUGUUUGUGUAGAUAAAAGCGAUCGAAGUACACCCACAUCUGAUCGUUCUUCAACUACUUCGAGAGGUUCACGAAGCUCUCAAGAAAAUUUACGUAAAAAAACAUUAACAAAAUCCAAGCAUCAUCAUCAUCACCAUCAUAUUGCUGAGUGCAAACAUACGAAUGGAGAUUCAGUUCAGAUGAAUGGAACGUUAAAUAAUGGAAACCAUUUACCAAAUGGACGAUCACAUGUGAAUGGGAAAGAUGAUUUUUCCACUCGCAUUUUGGUCGAAAGAGCUGCAGCAUUGCAAAACGUUCUUCGAGGAAAACACCGAAUACCAAGUACGUCAGAAGAAGAAGAAUGUGGCCGUGCAAGUUCAUUAGGCUCCACAAGAGAGUUAGAAACACCAAUUCCUGAAACUACGUCAGAUCCUGGAUCAGCUGAUUUAGAAAGACCAAGAAAAAAAAGACCUCUUCUAAGAAGGAGUAAGAAAGGACUAAAUGGUACUUGUAGACAACAUAUUCAAAGCAACAAACUUAGUAAAAAGGAUAAUGGGUCCCUAAGAAAAGGUUUUCAAGCGAGAAAUUCAAGCACUCCUCGAUCCAGCGGCAGUGAUGUGACUGUUAUACAAUUGGAAGGAGAGGCAAAUCAGCAUGUGACAAACGUUGAUAGCUCAAACACUUUUGUAACUUUAAUUAAUGUUGAUAGUUCUGAUUGUUCUAAUAGUGCUGAAGAAAAGUAGCUAAUUGCGUCUCUAAAGUGUAUGUAGUCACCAUUAUUCUAGACGCUCAAACCACAUUGUUAUUUCAUUAAUUUAUAAGUUUUGUUUCUUGCUAAUUAUUUGAAUGAAGUCACCAUUU